Hippopotamus amphibius kiboko is the source of this 771-nucleotide messenger RNA. It is a transcript of the gene C12H20orf204, whose product is annotated as chromosome 12 C20orf204 homolog. Lineage: Eukaryota; Metazoa; Chordata; Mammalia; Artiodactyla; Hippopotamidae. The record is from RefSeq and is a predicted model, not a curated record.
AUGCGUCAGGGCAUGGCCGGGGUGAGGCUGCGCAGAGGUCUUGUGGGCACGUGGGUCUUCACACUGCAGACCAGAACUGCAGGUGCUGUUGUCUCUCCCCGAGACCAGCCAGCCCGGUGACUAGAGCAUUCGUUCAGUGGCAUGGCAACAUCUCCGUUGUAUCAGCUCAGAGAUGCCCUCCGGUAUCCCUUCCAGGGGCUCCCCCAGCCGGCGCUCUGGGUGCUCCUGCUGGCACUGCUGGGGGCUGCCCCAGGCCGGGCCAGGCGCGGCGCCUGCAGCGUCCCUGACGUGCUCCACCACUACCGCGCGGUCAUCUUCGAGGACCUGCAGGCCGCGGUGAGGUGGACCGGGCCAGGGGUCGAAGGGACCCGGCCGGGCUCCGGACAACUCCAUUUCCUUCAGAGAAACCUGACUGGAGCUGCAGCCUCGCGACGGCGGGGCCGGGUGGCAGCCUCCUGCGGGGCCCAGAAGGAGCACAGGAUCCUACUGUCCAUCGCGGCCCUGGGUCGGACCCUGCGUGGGGCGGUGGCCGGGGGCCGCCGCGGGGCUCUGGAGAAGGCGGCCUGGACCGUGGCCGUGCGCACCGAGGCGGUGAUGCGGCGCCACUGUCGGACGCUGCGCCAGCGGAGCCGGCGGCCCGAGACGCGCCCGGCCCGGCGUCGCGGCGGCCGGAGGCGGCUGCUGCUGCGCGCCCUGGACGCCGUCGCCACCUGCUGGGAGAAGCUCUUCUCGCUGCGCGCCGCGGCCGCCGACGGCGCCUGGGGGCCCUAG